AUGGUGCACAGCGCCUACGAUUCAUUCCAAUUGGUCAACAAUUCCCCUACCAAAAUCGACGCCAUCGAAUCGUAUGGCGCCACGCUGCUCCUGUCCUGCUCUGACGGCUCGUUGAAGAUCUACGCCCCGGAAUCCUCCGCCGGCGAGAUCCGAUCUCCAAGGUUGGAUUUUCAUUUACAAGCGUCGGAGCUGAAGAAGGAGCCGUACGUUCUUGAAAGGACGAUAAAUGGAUUUUCUAAGAAACCGAUGCUCGCAAUGGAGGUGCUUAAGUCGAGGGAGCUACUGCUCUCGCUAUCGGAAUCAAUCGCGUUUCAUCGGUUUCCGAAUUUGGAGAUGUUGGCGGUGAUUACAAAGGCCAAAGGUGCGAAUGCAUACUCGUGGGACGAGAGGCGGGGGUUUCUGUGCUUUGCGCGGCAGAAGAGGGUUUGUAUCUUCAGACACGACGGGGGACGGGGUUUUGUUGAGGUGAAAGAAUUUGGUGUUCCAGACACAGUUAAGUCAAUGUCAUGGUGUGGAGAGAAUAUAUGUGUGGGAUUCCGAAGAGAGUAUAUGAUAUUGAAUGCUACAAACGGUGCCUUGUCUGAGGUGUUUCCUUCAGGUAGGAUUGCCCCGCCUCUGGUGGUGUCUCUUACAUCUGGAGAACUUCUUUUGGGGAAGGAUAAUAUUGGUGUGUUUGUUGACCAAAAUGGAAAGCUUCUCCAGGAAGGCAGGAUUUGUUGGUCAGAGGCUCCUGCAGCCGUUAUCAUUGAGAAGCCAUAUGCUGUAGGUCUCUUACCAAGACACAUUGAGAUACUGUCCCUUCGAUCUCCUUAUCCAUUGAUACAAACGGUUGUUCUCCGAAAUGUUCGCUGUCUCCUUCAAAGCAACCAUGUUAUUAUUGUAGCGGUAGACAAUUCUGUUUAUGGCUUGUUUCCUGUUCCUCUUGGUGCACAGAUUGUACAACUAACAGCAUCAGGCGAUUUUGAGGAAGCACUGGCUUUGUGCAAACUACUUCCGCGAGAAGAUUCAAGCCUUAGAGCCUCAAAGGAGCAGUCAAUUCAUAUAAGAUAUGCUCACUAUUUGUUUGAAAACGGAAACUACGAGGAGGCCAUGGAACACUUUGUAGCAUCUCAAGUGGAAAUCACUUAUGUUCUCUCAUUUUAUCCAUCCAUCAUACUACCAAAGUCAUCUGUAAUGCCUGAUCCGGAGAAGUACCCGGAUAUCACUGGGGAGAUUCCAGAUCUUUCAAGAGGUUCCUCUGGCAUGUCAGAUGAUAUGGAAUCUUCACCUCCACUGCAUGUAUUGGACUCUGAGGAGAGUGCAGAUCUUGAAUCGAAGAAAAUGAGCCACAACACUCUCAUGGCUCUCAUUAAAUUUUUGCAGAAGAAGAGAUACAGCAUUAUUGAAAAAGCCACUGCUGAGGGAACUGAGGAGGCUGUUUCUGAUGCUGUUGGAAAUGAUUUUGUAGCUUAUGGAACUAGUCGCUCAAAGAAAGCAGGGAAGGGACGAUCAAACGUUCCAAUCAGUUCAGUUGCUAGGGAUAUGGCAGCCACACUGGACACUGCAUUGCUUCAGGGUUUGGUUUUAACUGGACAAUGUUCAGCUGCAUUGGAACUGCUGAAGGGUAUCAGCUACUGUGAUGUAAAAAUAUGCGAGGAGUUUCUGCAAAAAAGGAAUCAGUAUGUGUGUCUGCUAGAACUUUACAAAUGCAAUACAAUGCAUCGCGAAGCUCUCAAACUUCUCCAUAAACUAAUUGAGGACUCAAAUUCAGACCAUCCACCACCAGAGCUCACCCAGAAGUUCAAGCCCGAGAUGAUUAUUGAAUAUCUCAAACCUCUCUGUGGGACAGACCCCAUUCUUGUGCUAGAGUUCUCCAUGCUUGUUCUUGAAAGCUGUCCAACCCAAACCAUUGAGCUAUUUUUAUCGGGGAAGAUUCCAGCGGACUUGGUCAACUCUUAUUUAAAACAGAAUGCCCCGAAUAUGCAGGCUACAUAUUUGGAACUUAUGCUUGCAAUGAAUGAAAAUAGCAUUUCAGGCCAUCUGCAGAAUGAAAUGGUUCAAAUCUAUCUCUCAGAAGUGCUUGACUGGUAUUCAGAUCUUAGUUCUCAGCAAAAAUGGGAUGAAAAAACAUAUUCUCCUACAAGGAAGAAACUCUUGUCUGCUUUGGAUAGUAUCUCUGGGUAUAACCCAGAGGUAUUGUUGAAGCGUCUUCCCCCAGAUGCUCUGUAUGAAGAGCGUGCAAUUCUUUUGGGAAAAAUAAAUCAACAUGAGCUUGCUCUGUCCAUAUACGUUCAUAAGCUUCAUGUUCCUGAACUGGCACUGUCCUAUUGUGAUCGGAUAUAUGAGUCUGGACUCCAACAUUCAGCAAAAUCUAGUGGCAUAUACCUAACUCUACUGCAAAUAUAUUUGAAUCCUAGGAAGACAACCAAAAACCUCGAAAAAAGAAUCACUAAUUUGACAUCUGCUCAGAGCCCUGGAAUCCCAAAGCUUGGUACAGCGCCUGGUAAAAAUAAAGGCCGUUUGUCCAAGAAGAUUGCAGAAAUUGAAGGAGCUGAGGACAAUCGAACCAGUGCAAGUGGUACUGACAGUGGGAGGAGUGAUGGGGAUGGUGAUGUGGAUGGUGAUGGUGAUGGGGAUGAUGUCAGCGAGGAAGCAACUUCUAACAUUAUGCUUGAUAAGGUCCUUGAUUUGUUGAGCAAAAGAUGGGAUCGAAUAAAUGGAGCACAGGCCUUAAGGCUUCUUCCUAGGGAUACUAAGCUGAAGAACUUGCUUCCUUUCCUUGGACCACUUUUGAGGAAAUCCAGUGAAGCAUACCGGAACUUUUCAGUGAUAAAGAGCUUGAGAGAGAGUGAAAACCUACAGGUAAAAGACGAACUCUAUAAACAAAGGAAGAACAUUGUGAAGAUCACCAGCGAUAGCAUGUGCUCUCUUUGCAACAAAAAGAUAGGUACUAGCGUCUUCGCAGUUUAUCCCAAUGGCAAGACGAUUGUGCACUUUGUAUGCUUUAAAGAUUCACAAAAUAUGAAAGCUGUUGUAAAAGGGUCCUCGUUGCAGAAGAGAUGA
Fraxinus pennsylvanica is the source of this 3042-nucleotide messenger RNA. NCBI's taxonomy places the organism in Eukaryota, Viridiplantae, Streptophyta, Magnoliopsida, Lamiales, Oleaceae. The record is from the annotation of a GenBank genome assembly.